Molecule: messenger RNA, 636 nt
Organism: Blepharisma stoltei
Lineage: Eukaryota; Ciliophora; Heterotrichea; Heterotrichida; Blepharismidae
Source: the annotation of a GenBank genome assembly
AUGGAAGCGAGCCUUGAAGCAGCAGCGACUAGAGCUAUCGAAGCCUGCCAAACCGAGCUUUUAGACUUAAUCAACAACCCUCAGCGCCGAUGGGAAAGUCUCGACACCAAAAAAGGCAUUGUUCGUUCUCGUCUCGAAACAGGGGACGGAAUCAACAUUGUCAGGUCUUCAGGAACCAUCAAUCGUCCAGCCCAACAAGUAGUAGACGCUCUCUGGGACUAUUCAAGAAAGCGUGAAUGGGACAAACAAUGCAUGGCCAGCACCUUGGUCCAAGAUUUUCCAUCAGGCGUCAGAGUCCUUUACAAUGCUUUCAAGUCCCCUUGGCCUGUCGCUGACAGAGACUUCUGCUUUGCUAUGAAAAUCAUCAGAAUGGGAAACCACACCUUGAUCCCAGCCAUCAACGUAGUGACACCUCAGUGCCCAGCAAAGGACGGGUUUGAAAGAGGAGAAAUGAGGGCUUCUGGGUUUUAUGUGGAAAGCUUGAGUGACGCUAACACUUGCAGACUUACCUAUGUCGUAAACGUUGAUCCAAAAGGAUUGAUUCCGAAUAUGGUCACUAAUAAAGUCCAAGAAGAGCAGUCUAUGAACGUCCACAAGCUUAGGAAAUUCUUGGGAGACAGAGAAAAGCGUAGAUAA